This is a messenger RNA of Symbiodinium pilosum, 1377 nucleotides long. NCBI's taxonomy places the organism in Eukaryota, Dinophyceae, Suessiales, Symbiodiniaceae. The record is from the annotation of a GenBank genome assembly.
AUGGGCAAGCCCUCGUUGCCGACCUUGCUGGCUAUCUGCGCCUUGGCAGCCAACUAUGGCUCCCGCUCCGUGUUCCCAGUGGUCUCCCACGUGAUUUGUGCCGACUCCCGCUGUUCUGCCUCGGAGCUCGUUGGGGCCUCGGCCAGCGCCUUUUUCGCUGGGGAUCUGGUGGCACAGUUGGCCGCCAAGCCCUUGGUUCAGCGCUACAGUGGCCAGCAACUGCUGAGCCUGGGCACAGCCGCCUGGGCCCUCGUGCUGCUGCUUGUCCCCUUGGCUGUGCAGGGCCCAAUGCUGGGGCUUCUCUUGCUGAAGCUGCCAUUUGGAUUCUGCUGCGGCCUUGGCUACCCUGCAGCGCAUGCACUGCUGGCAGAGGCCGUGCCAGCGUCGGAAAAAGGCCUGGCCGUUAGCUUGAUUGUGAGUGCAUCGGCUAUGGGCGCCAUGAUAAGUAAUUUCAUAACACCGCAGCUGGUGGAAAUCUGUGGCUGGCCAGUUCCGUUCGUUCUCUUCGCCCUGCUGGGCGGCGGCGUAGCAAGUGCUAUCCGAAUGCUUCCCAGCUCCCGGCCCAAGGCGAAGGAGCUUGCAGCAGACACUGCGGACUGGGAGGAGCUGUUGGUCUGGUCCAAGGAGCCUCUAAUCCUCGCAAUCUAUUUUGCAAUGUAUGCUUCUGGGGUUGCCAACGCCUUCCUCUACAGCUUCGUGCCGAGCCUUUUCGUGGAAGCGUAUGGAGCACAGGUGUCUGAUCUGGCGUGGCUCACAGCCGCCGCGCCGCUCUUUAACUCCAUAUGCUGCGUUCUCAGCGGCAUCUUGGCAGACCGUCUGGCCAGAUCCUUCGAGACCUACCGCUGUCGGAUGCUGAUGCAGUUGUUGGGCACUGCGCUCCCAGCGCUGUGCCUGGUAACCAUCUGCAGUCUGGAGAGUCGCUUUGGCGUCUCCAUCCUGCUGACUGUCUGGAUGGGUACCCACGGUUUCCAAACCUCUGGGCUCACAGCCCUUUUUCACGACGUCGCCCAUGCACGAGCGAGCGAGCUCUUUGCCAUCGGCAACGUCUUCAGCAAGUUUGCGGGCAUCUUGGCCGGGCCCAUGUUCAGCCGAAAUGCGGCCCUCUGGGGUUGGAGGUGUGUCCUCUGUGGCCUCGCGGUCCAUUACGUGAUGUCCGGCCUGGUCCUCAUCAGCCUCAUGCACAGGAGCAAGGAGGCGAGCAGGUUGUUUUUGACCGAAGACAAGCCCCGCGCUCUGAAGUUCGAGACCUCUGCAGUGCGAGAGACAGCUGGAGGACAGGGAGAGCCGCCAGUCUCACUUUUGCCAGACAAAGGUCCUUGCUCAGAGCACCCGCGCGAAAAUGUGUCGUUGAAGCAGCGACAGCGGUGUCCGCAGUGA